Messenger RNA from Biomphalaria glabrata, 10582 nucleotides. RefSeq names its product homeobox protein Hox-D12-like. The transcript is spliced from 3 exons. The coding region runs from base 1492 to 2295 and encodes 267 amino acids. NCBI's taxonomy places the organism in Eukaryota, Metazoa, Mollusca, Gastropoda, Planorbidae. Gene Ontology annotation, cellular component: nucleus. Gene Ontology annotation, biological process: regulation of transcription by RNA polymerase II. Gene Ontology annotation, molecular function: RNA polymerase II cis-regulatory region sequence-specific DNA binding; DNA-binding transcription factor activity, RNA polymerase II-specific. The record is from RefSeq and is a predicted model, not a curated record.
ACAAAAAAAUAAAAUAAAAUUUAAAAAAAAAAAUAAAAAAAUAGAAGCUAGUGUAAGUGGCCCGAUAAUACAGAAUAAAGAACAGUAACUCUCUUCUAGAGUGCAGUUACGGGCCCUGUUGUAUGCGUUAAGGCCAUAGCCUAUAGACUCAAAAACUUUAAUGCACAUCUAGAUUUAACAGCCGGGCUGGUCUACUGCUGUAGUCUAGAUGCAGCCGUAGGCAGCUUGCAUGUAUCAUAUGUGUAGCGGUGUCUUAAUCCGUGUAGAUUCAGUAGCGAUAAUUUAGUGGAUUAUUCUGUGCUUUAUUUAUAUAGAAUAGAUUUAACUUUAUUUUGGGAGUAAACCCCGUAAAGAAGCAAUAGGAAUAUUAUAGCACAUGCUCGCUACAUCACUAUAUGGAUUGUUCAGUGAAUGAAGAUUCUAGAAUUCAGUUUCCAGUCUGCUGAUUGUUUCUUGUUUUAAUUGUAUUUCUGUUGGAGAUGAGCUGUAACAUGGCGCCACACACGGGAUGAGAAUUUAUAAUUUCCUAAGGAUCGACGUUGAAUCAAGUUUUGUAUCACGUGACGUCCAGACUUUGCAUUGACCAUUGUGCUUGAUCUGAUGCGACACAAACAGAAACCAUUCUACAGGAAACGAAUAUACUGACAUCUAGAAAAUGAUAUUGCUUUCUCUAAAAGCCGUCUCAAGCUCUCUAUAUAAUAUAUGGACAUAAAACUUCAGAAGGGAACAUUAAUUGUCUUCCUCUUGAAAGAAAAAAUUGUUCAUCUAAUUUUUAUUUUUAUUUUAUACUUUGCGUAAGGAUAAAUGAGCAGUAGUGAUAAAGCGAUGUAAUGAAACUACACACUACACUGCAUUCUGGGAGCAGGUAGCGCAUGAAUUAUCUGCACUUCUUUUACGACGCAGCCCAUUUCUGUCAGUUACAAACAAGGGCAGACAACAGAGAACAAUAUAUCCUAUUUACGCCCCUUGUUAACAUACUAGACGCAUUAAAAAAAAACUGAAAUUAAACUAAAUUGUUUAUAUUUAAAAAAAAAAAAUAUUUUAUUGGUGUUAUGUCAGAUGGCGAAACACAAAAGAACUUAUAAUACAGUUUAGAUUUAUUUAUGUUUUAAAAUGCCAAGCAAAUUAGACAGCAUGCAGUGAUAUUAGUAAUUUAUUUGCAACGCGUGUUUAUGAUAACCCUUACACCAUAGAUGUCUGUUACAGAGUUAUUAAUUGUGUCUAUAUAGAUUAGAUACAUUGAAAUCAGCUUAAAAUUUAUAAUUCCAUUUUAUAAUGUGGUUUUAAAUAAAACUGAUUUUUGUUUAUUUCUAUCUGGUUUCGAUUGAUGGGAAAUGUUUUUCUGUGUUUAAUUCUACCUAGGAUUGUGUUUAUAUUCAAUUAAGAAGUUGGUAUAAUCAAAACCAAGGACUCGAGUCAACAAGAAAUUAGAUAAUUAAAACCUAGGAUUGGGUGUUUUUUUUUUUUCUUUGUUCCAAGGCGAACAGGAUUAUGAAUCCCUACGCUUUUCGAGGAUGGCACAUUCCAUCGGCGUAUUCCGAGUCGGCGAAUUGCGAGAGGAGCUACCCCAGCAUGUACACGCCCUCGUGGUCUGCCAGCUACUUCUCCCCUCCUGCAGUCUACCCGUUCCAGUCAGACUCCGGCGGCGUCAAGCAAGGCAACAACGGAGACUGGAAGCUGAACCCCAUCGGCUCCGCAGACAGCCCGACCGUGCCCAGGGACUCGAACCUCAUGAAGUCGGGCUACGAGGGCCUGCUGUACAAGAGCGCCGCCUCAAACGCGCGCGCAGAGUACGAUAGCUGCGCCAGGGAGGACCCGACCAGGUCGUGCUGCGCCAUCUCCUGCUCGUGCAACAACCACCAGAGACUGAACGUUUUGGAUAACGGAUGGAGAACCUCCGAGAUGUCGCCGACCCUGGAUUUCAACAAAGCGCCCAGCAUGUCUCCGUACCAGACUCUAUGCCAAAGAGAAAUGCAGCAGUCAAUACAUUUGCCCUCCACAUCCAUAGCCCCCACUACUGUCACCCUACGCAAGAGGCGCCGACCCUAUUCCAAGUUCCAGAUCGCAGAGCUGGAGAGAGAGUACGCCAGCUCCACCUACAUCUCCAAAUCGAGGCGCUGGGAGCUCUCCCAGCUGAUCAACCUGUCUGAGAGGCAGAUCAAAAUCUGGUUCCAGAACCGCAGGAUCAAGGCGAAGAAGCUUCAGAAGAGGGAAGACCUGGGCAUUCCACAGAGUUCCUCUAGCAUGGGCACGCCGCAGCACCAUCUUCUACAAUCUUCCCUCUCAGUAUCGUGAACAAAGUCGUCUUAUUAUUUAGACUUGCCUGGAAGGACUCUAAGUGUGACGUAGACUCGUUGGGACCCUAGCGAAGGCGACCACUGCUUUUUGUUUUGUUUUCUAGUUUUCACCAAGAAGGCGUUGAUUUUAAUGUAAAAGAGUUGAUAGAAAGUCUGAGGUUCAAAUCCAGGGAUUAAAAUCGCAUCCUGAUUUUUUCUGGCUAUAAUGGGAUGGAGAUUUCCAUAAAUCCUUAAUUUGGUGAAACAAGUAACCAUUGUGAUUAACACACUUUACCAUAGUAACCAUCUGCCAGAGAAACUGUGUUCUAGUUUGGUUUCAAGAUUUAGAGCUAUUGACUAAAAACGAAUUGGCCACUGUUUUCAAUGUGACAACUGUAACUGAAAUUCAUCGAUUGAAUUCCAUUAAUAUUACAAGUGAGUUUAUUGACCACAACUCUAAUAAUAGGUUUGUGCCUGACAAUUUGAAGAGGUCCGCACACCGCAUCAUGUUCGUAAUCCCAAAAUGGACUAUAUCUGCAGAAUGUGCAGGAUGCACAUCUGUUACAAUGUAUAUUAUUUAAAAAAGCAGAAUGCAUGUAGCACUUAACUGCAUUGAUGGUUUUCAACAUUGGUGAUAGAAUGAAAUCUACAGCCUGUGAUGAAAAGAUUACGGAGCUUUUAUCAAAACUAAAGGAAAUUCAGAAUACUACUGUUUACAAACCAAAAAUAACAUCAUCAAAUCUAUGUUGAAAAAAAGUGAUUUCCAAUACACGAAUAAAACUGUAAUCCAUGAUAGUAAAUUACAGCGAUUUGGGAGAGUGUUGUAUCUCUUGGCAGUAGUAGUGUUUUCAACAAUGCAAAAUAAAAUAUCAGCUAUGAACUUAUGAAAUCUACUCUAGAUAAUUGUACAUGAUCUACUGAUUCUACUAUAAAAAAAGGAAAGUUCCCCUUUCAGACCUUGUGGUCUAUAGGGCAGAUAAUGUAAAGGUCAUCUGUUUCUGUGGCCUACGGUUUACGAGGGUGUCAUGUGGCUAGCACAACGACCAACCGCCUUUACUUUUCCCCAACUAACGUCAGGUACCCAUUAGAGCUGGGUGGACUCAGAGGCGCCCGAAGAUCCUGAAGUUGAAAAUCCCAGUCUUUACCAGGAUUCGAACCCUGGACCCCGGUUCGGUAGCCAAGCGCUUUACCGCUCAGCCACCGCGCCUCUAACUGAUUCUACACCAGGUGAAUAAUUGUAUGUGAUCUAGGUGGUCUUAAUUUCUUAAAGUUCCUCCUUUAUAAUUAAAGAUGCGCUCCGUCUCACUUCUGAUGAAUUUGCACAUAACUGUGUAGUCUGAUCUUGCAUUUGAAAUUCAUAUUAUAUUUAAAGCUCUGGUAUUUUGAGCCCGCUCACACUGCCAAGUCAUCUUCGCUACUAGUCGGACAUUUGUCAGCAGUUAGAAUCUCUCCAGAAAACUGGACACGGUAAACGAGCAUUGGUUAUCAUGCAAAUCGUUUGGCUACCGCUAUGAUGCCUGCCUGGUGGUGCGAUUUGCGCUCUGGACUGUCGUUUGGAUUUAUCGAUGGUUUCGGGUUGAAAACCCUGCCCGCUCCCAUCCCCCGUCGUCCUGCGGGAGGUUUGGACUAGGAAGUAAACUAUCUUCAACUCUGAAGGAACACCCGAAAUAUGUAAAACAUUUUACAAACAUUUUACAAAAACAUAAACACACGCAAGUUGGCGUCAUUUAAACACAAUGUCAACGACCAUAAAUGUUAAAAAAAAAUACUUUCCCCACUUCAGCCCAGAAAUACAUGGCGCCGAGAUUAGGAAGCAGAUACCUAGACGUGGGGACAGUUGGAGAGACCCUCCCAUAUCUGAGAAGCAUAGAAGAAGCUUGCUGGUAGCCUAUGCACUAGACGGUAACCACAGGUAGAGCUGAGAUGUUACUCGGACUUUCAAGGUCAAGCCAGAUGACUACUUAUGCUUCAAUAUGAGAUGUCUAACUGCAGCGAUACCCAACCUUACCCGUCCAGUGGAUUAAAUAAAACUUCUGACGAAUUAAUCACCUGUCGCCUCAGCGCACAGAAAUAAAAUCGUCUCAUCCAGCGGAAUUUGAUCCACUGCGGCGUCUGCCUAUAGCACAUGGGACCGGAUAUGGCCUUCAGCCCGUAGAUUGGACAUCACAGCCCAACUACAGCCGCAAUAAGAAGUAAUGAAUAGAGGUCGUUUUGCUGCUUGGUCAAUGGACCUCUCUAUAUUCGAUUACAAUAAAGAGCUUCUUAUUUAUCGACUCGAUUCUUUUCACUCUUCAUACAAUCCGUCUCAAUUUAAUAUGCUUAUUGAACUUCAAGGGUUAUUAGAUUAUGGAACUACUUACUACCUAUUCACAACACAAACCUGCCAACACACUGAAAGCGACACAUUAGAGUGUCUUGACUUCUAAGCAAACAUAAACCCGAACUUGUGUCAGAAUUUCUCCAUAGGCCUUCAAACAACAGUCUGUGUUAAAAAAAAACAUUUGGAGACAGAAAGAGUACUUUGACAAUAAGGAAAGUACUUGGGCCUCUAGAAAAGUACUUUGGCAACAAAGAAAGUACUUUGGCAACAAAGAAAGUACUUGGGCUUUCUAUAAAAGUACUUUGGCAACAAAGAAAGUACUUGGGCUUUCUAUAAAAGUACUUUGGCAACAAAGAAAGUACUUGGGCUUUCUAUAAAAGUACUUUGGCAACAAAGAAAGUACUUGGGCUUUCUAUAAAAGUACUUUGGCAACAGGAGAAAGUACUUGGGCUUUCUAUAAAAGUACAUUGGCAACAAAGAAAGCACUUGGGCUUCUAGAAAAUUACUUUGGCAACAAAGAAAGCACUUGGGCUUCUAGAAAAUUACUUUGGCAACAAAGAAAGUACUUGGGCUUCUAGAAAAGUACUUUGGCAACAAAGAAAGUACUUGGACAAUAGAGAAAACAUUCGAGAUGAGGAAAGUACUUCGACAAUAUGGAAAGAACUUUAACAAUAAAUAAAGUACUUUGGUAACAAGGAAAGUACUUCGACAAAAGAGAAAGCUCUUUGGUAAUCAGAAAAUUGGUACGACAAAAAAACUACAUUAUUUUACAAAAGCGAUGACAAUCCAGGGGAUGCUUACAACAAUGAUCAGAAAAGAAUGCUUUUUAAAAGACACACUGUGGUAUUAUGUGUGGAUCCUACACAUUGCUGUGUCCUGACACGUUCAUUUCUUUAAUCACUUUUAAACACUUCAGAAUCUCAGCCUUUUUUUUUUUUGUUUUGUUUUGUUUUGUUUAGCAAACACUCAACAUUUAGGCAGUUACUGUAAAUAUUUCAUCACAAUUAAUAGAUAGAGCCUAUUCAUUGUAAAUACUGUAAACUGUCUAAUGUGUGACAGGCAAGAAUCUCGUCUUUAGAAAGUAUUGACAGUGCAUGUUUUGGGUGUAUGGCUAGACACAGUACAACUCAAUUCACAGUCAGCUAAACAAUAAUGCGACUCAUAAUAAAAUGUUUGUAUGUGUUUGUUGUUCGCUUUAUGGAUCUUUUAUGUAGAUUGUGCUAUAACAAGUUUGUGUUAGCAGGUAGGGCCUUGUUUUUUUUUUCUUGUUUUUUAUUUGUAGAAAAUCUUGUGGUUUUUUUUUAAAUCGAUAGAUUGAACUUAAUGUUUUUAAUGUUAGACAAUGGUUCUCAAUCUGUGUAAAUACUAUAGUGCUAAGUGUGCCAUGAAUGUCUUCAAUCGACACUCUUUGUGUAAACCUUUGAUUUAAAUGUUUCUCUAAAUGUUUGCAUGUAUUUUUAAAACAAUAUCAAGCGAGUGUUACUACGUCUAAAUUUUAAUAGUUGUUCAAAUAUUAAAUGGCAUUUCUGGUUUCCAAACCAAAAACUGGUGGACAACAUUAAGCAUAUUUUGUUUUAAUAGGAGAUUGUGUUAUGUCUUUGAAUGAGGUAAGUCGGUGAAAUGUUCCUGUAAGUUUUGCCCUGAUAAUGAAAUUUUCAAGUUGAAGUUAGGAAUGAAUAAAACAGAUUUAAAUUCACAAGACUAUACAAACAAGAAAAUAUUUUAUAGUACAACAAAAGUAGUUGUAUCAAAUUAGUAUGUAUCAGUCAUGUAAUAACAUUUGUAACAGAGCUAGACUAACAAUAAUAAAUAAAUCUGUGCGAUUAAUUUUUUACCACCACAUCAGUCAAGUACAAUUUCUUUCCCUUGUUCAAGAUACCAAACAAAGUGAUUAAAUACCAAUAGAAAAAUUUUUUGUUUGGCUGUGUCAGGUAAAAGAAAUUGUGCAAAAUUGCAGCUUGAUCCGAGGAUGUGUGUGUGGGAGAAAAUAGCGUGUACAAACGUUUUCACCUGACAGACAGACAGACUGUUGGAAUUUUCAUUCAACACUUGAUGCCCCUAUCACUUGAUGCCCCUAUCACUUGAUGCCCCUAUCACUUGAUGCCCCUAUCACUUGAUGCCCCUAUAACUUGAUGCCCCCAUCACUUGAUGCCCCUAUCACUUGAUGGCCCUAUCACUUGAUGUCCCUAUAACUUGAUGCCCCAUCACUUGAUGCCCCUAUCACUUGAUGGCCCUAUCACUUGAUGCCCCUAUAACUUGAUGCCCACAUCACUUAAUGCCCCUAUCACUUGAUGGCUCCAUCACUUGAUGUCCCCAUCACUUGAAGCACCCAUCACUUGAAGCCCCCAUCACUUGAUGCCCCCAUCACUCCAUGCCCCAUCACUGGAUGCCCCUAUCACUUGAUGCCCCUAUCACUUGAUGCACCUAUCACCUGAUGCCCCCAUUACUUGAUGCCCCUAUAACUUGAUGCCCCUAUAACUUGAUGCCCCUAUAACUUGAUGCCCCUAUAACUUGAUGCCCCUAUCACUUGAUGCCCCUAUCACUUGAUGUCCCCAUCACUUGAUGCCCCUAUAACUUGAUGCCCCUAUCACUUAAUGUCCCUAUCACUUGAUGUCCCUAUCACUUGAUGCUCCUAUCACUUGAUGCCCCUAUCACUUGAUGUCCCUAUCACUUGAUGUCCCUAUCACUUGAUGUCCCUAUAACUUGAUGUCCCUAUCACUUGAUGCCCCUAUCACUUGAUGUCCCUAUCACUUGAUGUCCCUAUCACUUGAUGUCCCUAUCACUUGAUGCCCCUAUCACUUGAUGCCCCUAUCACCUGAUGCCCCCAUCACUUGAUGCCCCCAUCACUUGAUGCCCCUAUAACUUGAUGCCCCUAUAACUUGAUGCCCCUAUAACUUAAUGCCCCUAUCACUUGAUGUCCCCAUCACUUGAUGCCCCUAUCACUUGAUGCCCCUAUCACUUGAUGUCCCUAUCACUUGAUGUCCCUAUCACUUGAUGUCCCUAUCACUUGAUGUCCCUAUCACUUGAUGCCCCUAUCACUUGAUGUCCCUAUCACUUGAUGUCCCUAUCACUUGAUGUCCCUAUCACUUGAUGUCCCUAUAACUUGAUGUCCCUAUCACUUGAUGCCUCUAUCACUUGAUGUCCCUAUCACUUGAUGUCCCUAUUACUUGAUUUCCCUAUCACUUGAUGCCCCUAUAACUUGAUGCCCCUAUAACUUGAUGCCCCCAUCACUUGAUGCCCCCAUCACUUGAUGCCCCUAUAACUUGAUGCCCCUAUCACUUGAUGGCCCCAUCACUUGAUGCCCCUAUAACUUGAUGCCCCUAUAACUUGAUGCCCCUAUCACUUGAUGUCCCUAUCACUUGAUGCCCCCAUCACUUGAUGCCCCCAUCACUUGAUGCCCCAUCACUUGAUGCCCCUAUAACUUGAUGCCCCUAUCACUUGAUGCCCCUAUCACUUGAUGUCCCUAUCACUUGAUGUCUCUAUCACUUAAUGUCCCUAUCACUUGAUGUCCCUAUCACUUGAUGCCUCUAUCACUUGAUGUCCCUAUCACUUGAUGUCCCUAUCACUUGAUGUCCCUAUCACUUGAUAUCCCUAUCACUUGAUGUCCCUAUAACUUGAUGUCCCUAUCACAUGAUGUCCCUAUCACUUGAUGUCCCUAUCACUUGAUGUCCCUAUCACUUGAUGCCCCUAUCACUUGAUGUCCCUAUCACUUGAUGUCCCUAUCACUUGAUGUCCCUAUCACUUGAUGUCCCUAUUACUUGAUGUCCCUAUAACUUGAUGCCCACAUCACUUGAUGCCCCUAUCACUUGAUGGCUCCAUCACUUGAUGUCCCCAUCACUUGAAGCCCCCAUCACUUGAAGCCCCCAUCACUUGAUGCCCCCAUCACUUGAUGCCCCCAUCACUUGAUGCCCCUAUCACUUGAUGUCCCCAUAACUUGAUGCCCUCAUCACUCGAUGCCCCCAUCACUCGUUGCCCCAUCACUUGAUGCCCCUAUCACUUGAUGCCCCUAUCACCUGAUGCCCCCAUCACUUGAUGCCCCUAUAACUUGAUGCCCCUAUAACUUGAUGCCCCCAUCACUUGAUGCCUCUAUAACUUGAUGCCCCUAUCACUUGAUGGCCCCAUCUUUUGAUGCCCCUAUAACUUGAUGCCCCUAUAACUUGAUGCCCCUAUCACUUGAUGUCCCUAUCACUUGAUGCCCCCAUCACUUGAUGCCCCCAUCACUUGAUGCCCCAUCACUUGAUGCCCCAUCACUGGAUGCCCUCAGCACUUGAUGCCCCCAUUACUUGAAACCCCCAUUACUUGAUGCCCCAAUCACAGAGGGAGUUGAUAUAAGUUUUGUAACAAGCCGAGAACUUUUCUUCUUCGUUCUCUUUAGCGACUUGAGGAGAUCUGGGAAGGGGAGGGGGGGGUCAGCGAAAAAAUCAUUAUAGAAGGCCUGAGCAAUGUCUUUCGACUUUGCAGCUUGUGGGCAGUUUAGACCAAUAGCUCGUUUCCCCGUCUUAGAUCCGACGUCAUGAUUGUCAAGGUACAUUGUUCUGAGCUCAAGUCCUAUUUAAGUACUUUUAAGGCUACCAGGUUUUCAAAUGUUAAGUUUUGGACUUUUUGUUUCACGUCUGGCGUUUAUUUAGUAAAGAGGAACAGUACGUCCCUUUUCCAGGAUCAGGGCUGGAACUGGGGUCCAAUGUGACCACUGUCCGGGAGGAGUUUUCCACACGUCCACGCUGUCUUCCUGUCUCCAUCAGAAUAAAUUUUAAAACGUUCUUUCAGUAAAACCUAUUUAAAUCAUCCUACACACAUUUUUUAAACUAUAAAUAUAAGGUAUGGAUAAGCUCAAUUUUUUUAAUCACAUUCUCUCAUUAUUUUUAAAACUUCAACACAUAAAACAAAUUAUUUCCUCUUAUCAAGAAUAGCCCAAUACUUUCCAUAUUAAUUAACAAAUGUCUCCACAAGUUUGAGUUCCACCCAGGGUUCGAGAUUACAAGAUUGGAAUUGGAGAAAUUUAGAGAGUACAGAGAUUAUCGCCCACAGUUUUUUGGGUCUUGCUUUUAGGUAGCGCGUCUUUCGUGCUAUAGGCAGCUAUUGCAAUCUCAAUGCACUUUGGUCCAAUCUGUUUUGUGGACAUGUGGGGAGCAGCUCUCUUGGAGGUUUCCGACAACUCAGCUCAAAUAAACUCUCAAUACUAAAAUAUUGGUCGAUAUAUCGAGCUCCAACUCCCUCUAAAGAUGCAUAAGGUCAUUGUAGAAGUGUAGAGUUAUUGCAGAGUGAGAGUCAGUGUAGAAUGAGAGUCAGGGUAGAAUGAAUCAUAGUAGAAUGAGAGCCAUUGUAGAAUUGCAGCAGUCAUUGUAGAGUGAGAGUCAGUGUAGAAUGAAAUUCAGUGUAGAAUCACAGUCAUUGUAGAGUGAGAGUCAGGUCUGUGUUGGCUUCAAAUCAGUUUAAUAUGCUUCUUUUAAUUUUUUUAUCUGUUUCAAAUGUCCAUGUUAUGUGUAGUCAAAUGUAAUAUGCUAAAUAAUAUGGAUAUAAGAAUUGUACACUUCAUUCGAACCAGAUGAACAGAUGAAUCUUUUUAUACAUGUGUGGCUCUGUAUGUGUAGCUAUUAGCCUUAUCAUUUGGUAUUACCAACGUCAUCAUAAGUACACAUUUGUAAGCAUAUUUUUUUACAGCAUCUGUCUUCAUGAGUUCAUUUACUUUGUGCUUUAAAGAGCUGUGACUGAACACUUUUUAAAAUGUUGACACAAUAUUUUAAGUAAACAUUUCAUUGUGGCUUUGUUUUUUAUCUUUGUUUCCCCUUGUUUCUCUUUGUUUCUCUUUGCUUGCAUUAUUCACCGAAUGAAUUGGUGUGUUCAUCAAAUUAUUUAUUAUGUUUUUUUUUAAAUCCUAUUUAUAAUUUGUUUCUUGGAUUAUGUUUUUGUUUGUUGAUUAGAGUCAACUUUUUAAAAAAUAUGUUUUAGUUUAUUUGUGAAAAUUAAACAUUUUUUCUUUUUUUUA